AUGGAUUUACUCACAACCUCUCCUUCUCGCUCACUCUCACACCUUCCCACCCUUUUCCCAAAACAGCCCAUUUCUUCCUUCAACCCUAAAACACCGUUUUCCCAAUUUCGCACAACCCCAGUCAGUUGCGUCCUCACAACCUCAUCGCCAAAACCCUCAAACUUCGAAUCCCAUCUUCAAAAACCCACUAUCACCUUUCAACUAUCUUCCCCUCAAACGCCCGAAAGGGCCAUGCGAGGCGCCGAAUCGGAUACUAUGGGCUUGUUGUUGAGGGAGAGGAUUGUGUUCUUGGGAAAUGAAAUUGAUGACUUUGUUGCUGAUGCUAUUAUGAGUCAGUUGUUGCUCUUGGAUGCGCAGGAUCCUACUAGAGAUAUUAAGCUUUUUAUCAAUUCUCCUGGUGGUUCUCUAAGUGCUACAAUGGCUAUCUAUGACGCGGUACAGCUUGUGAGGGCUGAUGUAUCCACAAUUGCAAUGGGCAUUGCAGCAUCAACAGCCUCCAUUAUCCUCGGUGGUGGCACCAAAGGUAAGCGUCUAGCUAUGCCAAAUACGCGAAUCAUGAUUACUCAACCACUCGGAGGUGCUAGCGGAAAAGCUAUAGAUGUAGAUAUUCAAGCUAAAGAAAUCAUGAUCAACAAGAAUAACGUGUGCAGAAUUAUAUCAUCCUUCACUGGUCGCUCAAUUGAACAAGUUCUGGAAGAUAUUGAAAGGGAUAGAUAUUUGUCUCCAAUUGAGGCAGUUGAAUAUGGAAUUAUUGACGGGGUAAUUGAUGGAGACAAGAUUAUUCCUCUUUUUCCAGUGCCAGAAAAAGUGGAACCAAUCACACUAGACAUCGAUGUUCCGGAUUUCCUAAUCCCAAAUAUCCCUGAUGAUGAGAUAUACUAG
Molecule: messenger RNA, 882 nt
Organism: Vicia faba (fava bean)
Lineage: Eukaryota; Viridiplantae; Streptophyta; Magnoliopsida; Fabales; Fabaceae
Source: the annotation of a GenBank genome assembly